AAUAAAAAUAACACAAAAAAAUAUACAAAAUUAGCGGGAAUUGAAAAUUUAAUGGGGUUUUAUCUCUAAAAAUUCUACAAGCUCUUUUGAGGUUAUCUUUUUCAUACUUAAACUUUAUUAAUUAUAUUACUAUGAAGUGUACAAUACCAGAAAUAUCAUGGCACAAUCGUGAUCCAGUAUUAAGUGUUGACAUACAGCAAUGUAAACAAAUUAAAGAUGAUGUAAAUGGCAAAUUGUAUUGGCGUUUAGCAACUGGUGGUGCUGAUUCACAUGUUUUAAUUUGGCAUGUAACAAUAAAUGAAUUAGGUGUAGCUUCAGUUAAUUGUGUUGCUGAGUUGAAUCGUCAUCAAAAAACAGUUAAUGUCGUACGUUUUUCACCUUCUGGAGAAAUUCUAGCUACUGGAGAUGAUGAGUCGGUAAUAAUUUUAUGGAAACAUAGAGAAGGUACGGAACCACCAGCAUUACCAGGUGAAGAAAAUAUAAAUGAAGAACAAUGGACAUCCUGGAAAGUAUUAAGAGGACAUUUAGAAGAUGUUUAUGAUAUAAGCUGGUCACCAGACAAUAAUAUGCUUGUAUCAGGAUCUGUUGAUAAUACUGCAAUUGUUUGGGAUGUACGAAAAGGUCGUAGCAUUAGUAUAUUACAAGAUUAUAAAGGAUUUGUUCAAGGCGUAUCUUGGGAUCCAUGUAAUCAAUAUAUUACAACUUUAAGUACUGACAGACAGUGUCGUUUAAUUGAUUUGAAUACUAUGAAAACAAUACAACGUGUUAGUAAGUCAAGAAUUCCAACACCACCAGGACAUUUGCUUGAAAAUAAAAUAAUACGGUUAUUUUGUGAUGAUACAUUUAAAUCGUAUUUUCGUAGAUUGACAUUUACUAUUGAUGGUUCAUUGAUAAUUGCACCAUCAGGUAUUAUUGAUUCACAAGAAUCAACGGAUUGUCUUUCUAAUGCAAUAAUUAUUUUUUCACGCAAUAAUAUUAAAGAGCCAAUAAUGGUAUUACCAACAUUAGAUGAACCAACUAUUGCCGUAAGAUGUUGCCCAUUAUAUUUUGAGUUACGAAAUCAAGGUCCAGUCGCACUUAUAGCAUUACCAUAUCGUUUAGUAUUUGCAGUAGCAACACAAAAAUCAGUUUUUAUUUAUGAUACACAACAAAUAUCACCAAUAGCUAUUAUAUCUAAUAUACAUUAUACCCGUCUUACUGAUGUUACGUGGUCGUCAGACGGUCGGUUAUUAGUUGUAUCAUCAACAGACGGUUAUUGUUCAAUUAUACAUUUUCAAGAAGGCGAAUUGGGUAAAAUUUAUACUGUUAAUAAACCAUUAUCAAUAAAUUCAAUAAAUGGUAAUAUUAAAUCAAAUGUUGAUGAAGUAAAAAAUGAUAAGAAAAAAAAUAUAUUACAUAAUGAAAAAAUUGAUUUUCUACCUGAUGUAGAUAAUGAAGCAAUGGAUAUUGAUGUGAUAAAAUAUGAAUCAACUGAUAUUAAUAAUAAAAAAUGUAAUUUAAAUAUUAAAAAUGAUAAAGUUAGUUUAGUUACAACUAAUGAAAUACAAAUGAUAAAUUUAGAAGAUACUGAAGACAUUAAAUUGGUCUAUAAUGAUACAAGUAAUAUUGAAACGCCAAAAAAUAUACCAGACAAUAAUAAAUCUGUACGAAUAACACCACCUAAAAUUGAAAAUACACAAAAUUUGUCUGUUAAAACACCUAGACGAGUUAAAUUGAUAACGAUUUCAAGUCCCAAACGCGCUAAAGAGCAAUAGUUAUAAAACUAAAAAAUAAUUUAUCCAAUAAUGAAAUUUGAAAGGGGAAAAAAAGUAAAAAGUAAUUGCUUUAUUUGUUGGAAAAUACAUCAAAAAC
Microplitis demolitor is the source of this 1851-nucleotide messenger RNA. It is a transcript of the gene Caf1-105, whose product is annotated as chromatin assembly factor 1 subunit B. The record is from RefSeq and is a predicted model, not a curated record. Gene Ontology annotation, cellular component: nucleus; CAF-1 complex. NCBI's taxonomy places the organism in Eukaryota, Metazoa, Arthropoda, Insecta, Hymenoptera, Braconidae. The coding region runs from base 132 to 1754 and encodes 540 amino acids. Gene Ontology annotation, molecular function: protein binding. Gene Ontology annotation, biological process: nucleosome assembly; DNA replication-dependent chromatin assembly. The transcript has 6 exons.